Momordica charantia (bitter melon) is the source of this 666-nucleotide messenger RNA. Its product is annotated as protein DMP9-like. NCBI's taxonomy places the organism in Eukaryota, Viridiplantae, Streptophyta, Magnoliopsida, Cucurbitales, Cucurbitaceae. The record is from RefSeq and is a predicted model, not a curated record. Gene Ontology annotation, biological process: endomembrane system organization.
AUGGAUCCACACACAGUAUCCUGCACCGCCGAUGAAGAUCUCGGAAUCAAAAUCUAUACUGCAACACCCCCCAACGAGCCCUCCUCCAUCUCCGGCGCGGCGGACAACACUGCCGGCGGCCGGAAACGACGCGCAGUGGCCAAAGGAAUGCAGAAAACGCUGUCCAAGACUUCAAUGCUGGUGAACUUCCUCCCCACCGGCACCCUCCUCACCUUCGAGAUGCUCCUCCCCUCCGUCUCCGGCAAAGGCGACUGCUCUCCGGUCAGCACCAUGAUGAUCAACCUCCUCCUCGCCCUCUCCGCCCUCUCCUGCUUCCUCUUCCACUUCACUGACAGUUUCAAGGGCCCCGACGGCAAGCUCUACUACGGCAUCGUCACUCCGACCGGUCUCGCCGUCUUCAAGUCCGGCCUCGCCGACAUCCAUGUCCCUAAGGACGACCGAUUCAAAGUCGGCUUCACCGAUUUCGUCCACGCCAUCAUGUCCGUCAUGGUUUUCAUGGCCAUCGCCUUCUCCGACCACAGAGUCACCAACUGUCUGUUCCCGGGCCAUGUCGACGACAUGGAAGAAGUCAUGGAGAGCUUCCCUCUCAUGGUCGGCACCAUUUGCAGCGGCCUGUUCUUGGUGUUUCCCAAUACCAGAUAUGGCAUAGGAUGUAUGGCCAAUUGA